Lactuca sativa (garden lettuce) is the source of this 4196-nucleotide messenger RNA. RefSeq names its product F-box/FBD/LRR-repeat protein At1g16930. NCBI's taxonomy places the organism in Eukaryota, Viridiplantae, Streptophyta, Magnoliopsida, Asterales, Asteraceae. The record is from RefSeq and is a predicted model, not a curated record. Gene Ontology annotation, molecular function: protein binding.
UUUUACCCGAGAAAUCAGCUAUCCUAUCGAAUAUUUGCGACUUGAUUAAGAAAACCCCAUGAUUUGAGGAACGAAAUUGACUCCUUAAUCUCACCUCCAUCCUUUUUAAUGCUCUUCUUGGUCUCUUCAUCAUUUACGUCUCCUCCCAAAUUGAUUGCUUUUGUUAUUGGAACCAGGGUUACCCCUAACGUUGAUCCACAACUAUUUCCCCAAUUUUCCAAGGUUUGAUUGGUUUAUCAACAUUCAUGGCGACAUCAAUCUUACAAAAAGGGAAGUUUCGGUUCUCAAACUCUCGAUUUGUAUUUUCACUCUAAUGUUUCGAUUUGCACUCACUCCUACUUGUACAUCUAUACUUGUUAUCUUUGUAGACCUGGUCAUUUCAUCUAUUAGUUGGGUAUUGAAUACAUACAAUAUGUUUUGUUGAUCUACCAGAGCAGUUGAUAAUAUCUUUAUUAAGAUCUAUUUAACUAAUCAAGUAUAAGAGUAUUUGUGAGAAAAUCAAGAUGUUUGUACAAAUCUUGUUGUCUCUAAAUGUAUGGGCCUAAUUGUUUUCUGUUUCACUCAUCAAUGAGUUUUAUUAAUGUUUUUGUCAAAUUUCUUUAAAUUUGUGGACGAUCACAAACUCUAUGCAUCUUAUAAGUGAAGUUAAAGUCCAAAGGUGUAUAACUCUAAUAUAGAAUUUGAUUUCGAAGUUACAAAUACUUUUUUGCUUUUGUGGUUAAAUACAUCUUUUAUAGUAUAUAAAAUUAAAACUGGUUCUUCUAUUUUUUUUAAGAAAAUGAAUACAAGGUGUAGCAUAUGUUUUUUCAUGGUAAUUAUAUUGAAAAAUCUAAAACCAUUUGAUGAAACUUUGGCUAAAAUAUAUUUAGCUCACACUUUAUAAGAUUUAGGCAUGGUUGUAGAAGCUAUAAUAUAGGCUCUAUAAAGCUGCCAAACUUCUUUUCUCUUUAUGUAAAACGUCAAAUUUCUAGCAUUACUGUAAUGGAUACUUACAACUAAGUCAUUUUUUGGUUUAACUGCAAGAACUAGCAACAUACUUUCUUUUACUUCAUUCUAUAGCAUCCUACUUUUAUUUCUUUAAAUUACAACAUUUUUAUUAUAAUUUUUUAUUAAAGCAUUGUAUAUUGAUACGUUUAUCCCGCUGUUAAAUAAAUUGUAAUGAAAUUUUAGACUUAUUGCAAAAAUGUAAAUAAAUAACUUGACCUUUUUUUUGUUGUCUACAAGUGUUCUCAAAGAUAAUAACUUAAGCCAUUUGCUAAGUUGUUUUUCUAUUCAUUGUUCAUUUUGCUCUUAUUAUUAUUUCUACUGGUGUUUAUUUAAAUUCUUUUGCAACUUCAGGUUAAUUUUUGUAUUGUACUUAAUUUAGAUUUUGUUAGCCUUUCCAUAAUCAUCCUAUUUUCCUUUUCUUCUUUUGUUUUCAUCCAAGUAUUAGUUGAUGAUACUUGUGAUUUCAUUUUUUUAAUUGCUAGCAAAUCAAUAGAUUGUAAUGAUGUGCAUAGUGGAGUUCUGAAGCUAAUGCUAAACCCAUAUUUAUACAUGGUGCAUAAGUGAGCUAAUUGUUGAAGUGCGUUCUAAAGGUUUUAUUUUUGUAUCUAAUUCAACCCGUUUUACUUAAUUAUUUAAUAAUAUGUUAUUUAUGGUAUACAAGAGCGCCAAUUUUUGAAUGGGUGUAGAGGAGAGGUAAUCAAACUAGCAAAAAAUAGUAAGGCAAAUAAUGUUAUGUUAGUUUUGAACAUUUUUUUAUAUUAUUAUGGUUGUUUACAUAUCGUCAUCGUUGUAGCUUGUAAGCACCAUAAGUGAAGCACCAUAAGUGUAGCCUAAUUGAGUCUGUAAUAAAUGUAUGUUGCUCCAAUUUACAUUAAUAAUUAUAUAUUUUAUAUUUUAGUUUAUUUAUCAGUUUAUGAAAAUGAAAAUAAAAAACAAUUAAUUCACUACCAAUGCAUUGAAUUUAGAUUGUAACUGAUAAGAAUAAUAAAAUACUUUUACAUACAAAAAAACAAAUUAUUAAAAAAGAAUAUCAUAUGUAUCCUAAAAAAAUGUUUAACAUGUUUAUUUUAAUCCAACAUUAGAGUUACAUCAAAAUCUUACAUAUUUUUAAGAUAUUUAUGAUAUCUUACAUAUUUAUGAUAUUUUUAUUUUUAAGAUUUUAUUAUGCGAGCAAAAAUCAUUUUUCUAGAUAAAGAGAUAAUAAUGGACCUGGCUUUAUUGCCAGCCCGUCCAGAAACAGUUAAGCGUGAAGUCCACAAGAGCGUAAAGGCGUAGUAUCAGGCCCAAAAGAUGUUUCCAGCGAAUCAAGAAUUAGCGGAGAAGCCAGAAAUGAGUGUGGUCGAUUGGUAGCACAGAGAGCAAGAGGUGAUUACGCAGCAAUGCAGACUCAAAUUUGCUGGGAAACAAAGGAAAUCCUUCAUGGCCUCCACUUACUUCUUAAACCCUAAGGUUUUGCACCUAUUUGAUCAGUAACAGAGUGAUGAAGGAAUCCAAGCGAGCAAAGACAUUAGAAGGCGAAUUAGAUGGGGUUGAUUUGAUCAGUAACUUGCCAGAUCGUGUUCUUCAAUUGAUUCUUUCACGUCUUCAAGGUACAGAAGAAGCAAUUAGAAGCAGCAUUUUGUCGAGAAGAUGGAGGUAUUUGUGGACUUCAAUUCCCUCCAUAGACAUAGAUUAUACCCGAGGUCUAGAACAUGAUCCCCAAAUGGUUUUGGAAAGUAUUGGAUUCAAAAAUUUUGUUUCUUGGGUUUUACUAAACAAACCCAUUGAUUUGGAUAGUUUUCGUUUACGUUGUGCGGAUUACUAUGAUAUGACGACCAUAAGGCAAUGGAUUCAUGCUGCUGUUGUGAGAAAAGUCAAACAACUUGACUUGAUGUUUAGCCCAAUAGACGAGUCUGAGGAUAUUGAGAUGCCCUAUUGUCUGGUGACUUGUGGUUCUUUGGAAGUGUUAAGGUUAUGUUUGCUCGGAUAUCAUCUAUGUUUGCCUAAGAUUACAGGGUUUUCUGCACUUAGGGUUCUUGAGUUGAAUGAUGUUACGUUAAAAAAGGGUGAUUUGGUAAAAUAUUUUCUUGAAAGCUGCCCAUUGCUUGAGGAUUUGAGUUUGUUACACUGCUAUGCUGAUAAACUUGUUAUUGCAUGUCCGAAGCUUAAGAAUCUGAGAAUUGAAAACCGGGAAAGAAUUUUUGAUUAUGAAACAGAAGAUUACAUAGAUUGUAGAAUGAGUUCAAGUGUUACGAUUUGUUGCCCAAAACUGGUGCUUUUGAACUUAACUGGCUCUGUAUCUCGUGAUUUUAUUCUCUACAAUCUAUACUCCUUGAAGAAAGCUGUGAUUCUCUGUAGAGACUUUCUUAAUCAGUUGGAUCCCCCUUGUGAUUUUUUUGAAAGAAUAUCUCAAGUGGAAUCUUUGUCCAUCAGCCUUUACUGUGUGGGACAGGCCUAUUGGCCAGAAGAAGAUGAGCCUGUAUCUCUACCUAAUCUCAAGACUUUGGAGAUAACAGUUGAUGCAGUGCAUAGGCUCAUCCCAUUUCUCAAAUGCUUUCCGGAUUUAGAGUCUCUUCAUUUGAUCUUUAUAAACGAAUCCUCACUUUUGGACCUAAUGGAAAAGUUUUUUUAUCGAGCGGACAAGUGCAAAUUAAAAAAUGCUGCAACAAUCAACUUCGUGACUCCUCGUCUUAAAAAGGUGGAGUUUCAUGAUUAUGAUGAAGAACAUCUAGCUUUAGCACGUGCCUUAUUGGAGAAUGGAAGUGCAUUGGAGGAAAUGGUUUUCAUUUGGAUUGAUGAAGCCAAGUUCCAUGAAAAGUCAUUGGAGACUAUGAAUCAAGUCUCAAACUUUCACAAGGCUUCUUCAAAUGUUAAACUUAGAUUUGUAAUCAAACCAAGACAAACCGAAUCGAUAUUGGCCCCAAAAAGAUUUGAAGUUGACUCAAGCAAGUGCUCGAGCAACUCGAGUAUUAAACUACUUGGCUGUUGAAGUCCGUGAGCUUAGUCAAAGUUACAGUUUUAUCCUUUUUUGGUACAUUGUAUCGACCGAGGUUAAACUCAUGACUCUACUCAAUGAAGGACUGAUGUUGUAAGAUUUGUAUUAAAAACUGUGCAAGUAGUAGCUACUUUAUUCAUGUUAUAGGUAAACCGGAUCUCUUUGUUUCAUGUGGAUGGUUCUUGGAUUUGGAUUUUGGCAUUACCCAACUUAAUGUUGCUCAUUUUCACUUAAA